This is a messenger RNA of Conger conger (European conger), 1404 nucleotides long. RefSeq names its product ADP-ribosylation factor-like 14 effector protein (gene arl14ep). Lineage: Eukaryota; Metazoa; Chordata; Actinopteri; Anguilliformes; Congridae. The coding region runs from base 211 to 1065 and encodes 284 amino acids. Gene Ontology annotation, cellular component: intracellular membrane-bounded organelle. The transcript is spliced from 4 exons. The record is from RefSeq and is a predicted model, not a curated record.
GGAAGUUCUUUAUGAAGCAAAGCUAGCUUGCGGCUGAGGGGUUUCUCUCCUGCAGCUGGUGUAGCCCAUUAUGAUUCAAUUGUUCCGUACAGCUGCCGCCAUUGUUAGCAUGCAUCUUAGCUAAGUCUAACUGGGCAAGGAAGCUGAGCUGAGCUGAGGGUGGGCUUAGGAUUUCUGCUCAAACUACAUGAAAUAAGUCUUGAGUCCCAGAUGUGUUCACUGAAUGGUGCCCGAAAAGAUUCUGCUGAUUGCCAGCAGUCAGUAGGAGGGGGCGACGCGAUGGGACCCAACCCGUGCACGGUGGGGGAGCACCUGCAGAUGACUCUGGACUGCCACAAGACCUCCAUCUGCCCGCAGACGGGGCUGCGGUCUCUGGGGGCGCUGUGUGAGACGGACGCGCUCCUCCUCCAGCUGCGCACGGGUCUGAUGGGCCUGGUGGAGGGCGACACGGUCUGCAUGCACCACGAGAAGCUGUUCGUGGAGCGCUACGAGCACACGCAGCGCGUCUGCUGCAACCCCUUCAGCUGCCACAAGAAAGCCGUGCGCAAGGGCCUGAGGCCCAUCGACCUGGACGAGGCCUCCUUCCUCACCGACCGCUUCGCCCUGCAGUUUGUGCCCGGCUGGAAGCUCUGCACGCGCUGCGCCCAACUGCUCAACGGACACGCCGACCUGGAGGUCGAUUUACGGCAGAGGCGGAAGCGGGAUAGGGAAGGAAGGACGGCAAAAGCUUUGAAAUCACUAGAAUUUGCCAACCCUGGCCGCCAAACGGACUUUGCCUCUGACAGUAACCGGAGAGACAAGAGACGGGUGGCUAAACUGUCCUCCAGUGACAGGCAGACCAUGGGGGGUGGGAAGAGCAAGGUGUAUGACAGCCGGGGCCUGCUGAUGGCCAGCGGGCGGGAUAUGUGUGACUGCCUGGACGUGGACUGCAUGGGCUGCUUCUACCCCUGCCCCGACUGCACCUCACGCAAGUGCGGCGUGGAGUGCCGCUGUGACCGCAAGUGGCUGUACGAGCAGGUGGAGGUGGAGGGCGGGGAGAUCAUCCGCAACAAGUACGCCAGCUGAGCCUGGCCGAACGCAACCCGUUACGGCUUCCUGUUUCUGCUCCAGCGCCUUCCUGUUUCUGUUCCAGCGCCUUCCUGUUUCUGUUCCAGCGCCUUCCUGUGCGACCAGGGGCCACGUUCCGCAGGCUUCAGUUCAUCUGUUUCAGUCUUGUUUGAGUAGUUUUUUUCAUCACAUAGUUCUGGAUUGUGAGCAGUUAAUCGCCCAUUCAUUUGAAUAACACUAUUUAAUGGCUGCUGGUCAAGUGGUCCACUGAGAGUACCAGUCUUCAGAUUUUUGUAUUUUAUUUAACUAGCAAUUUAUGUUGUGCAAUUUCUGUUAAUAAAAACGAUAUGUCGGUUA